AUGGAGAUGCAGAGGGGUCUGCAGAGAGGUAGCGAGGUCAAGCUGCUAUGGAUUGUGAAUUUUCUGAUGCAAGCUGUGCGCUUCCGAGUUGCCGUACUCUACUACACUUUCAUGGAGCCGGAUUCGCCCGCGUCGCAGGGAGAACGAGCGUCAGCAGACACAGUUUCUUUCAUCUUCUCGACGAUCUUGCUGGCUGAGGGGCUCAUGGAACGUCCUCGCAUUAAAUCGGCUGCUUCGGUCUCAUACGGAAAGAUGGAGGGAGCACAGGAGGGCGAUGAGAAGCUUGACGCUGCCAAGACCAAGGGCGAAGCAUUGAAACGAGUGUGGUUGCAUGACUUCAUUAUCUGCGGUUUCUUCAAGCUGAUCAACGACACGGUUGUCUUCAUCGGCCCCCUCCUCCUCCAGUCCCUCGUCAGGUUCGUAGAGAGUGGCGGAGACGGGACUCAAAGGAGCUCUGCCGUCGACGGAGCCAUUCUUGCUAUAGGAAUUUUCCUUGCGAAGACGGUCGAAUCCAUGGCGGUGAAUCAGUACUUCCAUUAUGGGUACAGGAUCGGAGGGCAGGUUCGAGCUGCCAUGACGAUGUUGGUUUAUCGCAAGGCGUUCCUCCUCUCUUCGAAGGGGUAUCAGAACUUCAAGAUCGGAGAGAUGGUUUCCCUCAUGUCCGUAGACGCACAACGUCUGUGUUCUUCUGCUCCCUACCUUCACCUGUUCUGGAGUGCUCCUUUGCAGCUCACCGUGGCAACCAUUCUCCUCUACAACCUGCUGGGCGCCUCUGUGUUCGGAGGCCUGAUGAUCAUGAUUGUGAUGAUUCCGCUGAGCACGUACAUCGCAAAGAAGAGAGCGGGGCUCAAUCGCACAAUCAUGAAGAUCAAGGACGAGAGGUCGAACUGCAUGGACGAAGUGCUCCAGGGGAUCCGCGUCAUCAAGUACUUUGCGUGGGAGCAGAGCUUCACGAAGAAGGUGCAGGAGGUGAGAAACAGGGAGGUGGAUCUCAUCUGGAAGAACUCGCUGUGGGCCAUCUUCUCGACAUUCUUGUGGGCAGGAUCUCCCAUGCUUGUUGCCCUCAUCUCCUUCACUUUCUACUCGCUCUCUGGCAACGAGCUUCGCCCCAACAUCGCCUUCACUGCUCUCGCCCUGUUCAACGUGCUUCGUUUCCCUCUAAACACGCUCCCCAUGAUCAUCAACAUUGUCGUGGAGAGUCAAGUUGCUCUGGGCCGUCUCACCAACUACCUGCUGGCGGACGAAGUGGACAAGAAGAAGGAGGAAGAGGUGGUGUCGGAGGUGCCAAUCGUCAUCCAGGACGGUCGCUUUUCCUGGUCGAACGCUCCCACAGCAAAGCAGGAAGACGCCGCCAAGGCCACCACCUUCCUGUCGAAGUUGCUGCAGAUCUUCAAGGGCGUACCAAAGAUGCGAAAGGGGGCUGAGCUCGGCACCUACAACUGUGUUCUACGGGACAUCGAUCUUGAGGUCAGGAAGGGCGAGCUGUGCAUGGUCGCGGGGAAGGUGGGGUGCGGGAAGACGUCCCUGCUGUGCGCUAUCCUUGGGGAGAUGAGAAGGAGUCGGGGAGCGUGUCUCUAUCUGCCCUGGAUUAAGAAUGCGACGGUGAGGGACAACAUCCUGUUCGGGUCAGAGUACGACGAGGAGAAGUACGGAGCUGUGAUAGAGGUCUGUGCCCUCCUUCAGGAUUUCGAGGUCCUCCCUGCUGGGGACCAGACGGAGAUCGGCGAGAAGGGCAUCAACCUCAGCGGAGGGCAGAAGGCGCGGAUCAGCCUGGCGCGCGCAGUCUACCAGGAUGCUGACGUGUACCUGCUGGAUGAUCCUCUCUCGGCUGUGGACGUGCACGUGAGCAAGCACUUGUUCGAGGAGUGUGUCAAGACGUACCUCAAGGGCAAGACCAUCAUCCUCGUUACCCACCAGAUCCAGUACCUCCCGGGAGCUGACAAGGUCCUUUACCUCGACAGCAACCGCAUCGUUGCCCAGGGCACGUUCGCGUCGAUCUCGGAGGCGCACCCUCACCUCAUCGACACGAGCCAUGGCCCCUCGAUGUCCCGCAACAACUCGCAGGAUGACCUGAGCAAGACGGCAGAUCUCAAGAGCGCCAGCAGCGACAAGCUCCCCAACGGGACGGACGGGACCAAUGGGGAGAAGAAGGCGCGAGUGCUCAAGUCGCAGUCCAGCACGGGGUUGGACUCAAAGCAGACGAUCACCAAGGAGGCAAGAAAGUCCGGGACAGUUCCGUUGGCUGUGUGGACGAGCUAUGCUAGGAGCAUGGGGCUGCACAUCGCAGGCUCGGUUAUCCUGGCGUACGUUAUUUCCCAGCUCAUCCAGAGUGCAAAUGACUUCUGGUUGACCGUCUGGUCCAGCGCCUACCUGGCGCACGACCAGGCGGCAGAGCUGCAGACUGAGCAGACGACGCCUGCGCCAGUCAACACGGGCUUCUACCUCGGCAUCUACGCGCUCAUCACCCUCAUAUCCCUCGGCUCCGUCACUGUUCGCAGCGGCUUCGUGGCCAUCGGAGCCUUGAGGGCAUCAGUGAAGCUGCACAACGGGAUGCUCGAGCGAGUGCUGCGAGCGCCGACGAGGUUCUUCGACACGACGCCGACCGGGCGAGUGCUGAACCGCUUCACGUCGGACAUGUACACGCUCGACAACGAGAUGCGAGAGACGCUCUCCAUGAUGCUCAUGUGCCUGGUGCGAGUGAUUCAAGUCUCGCUCGUAAUUAUUUACGUCACUCCCACCUUCCUUCCCAUCGUCAUCCCGCUCUCCUACGUCUACUACCGUGUGCAGGAGUUCUACCGCAACUCGUCAAGGGAGCUGAAGCGCCUCGAGUCCGUCGCCAAGUCUCCCAUCUUCGCCCAGUUCUCGGAGACCCUCAACGGCCUGUCGACCAUCCGCUCCUUUGGCUCUCAGCACAACUUCGUCCACAACUCGCAGCAGCUCAACGACUGCUUCUCUCGCGCCUACUUCGGCAACAACGCCUCCAACCGAUGGCUCGCCGUCCGCCUUGAGUUCAUCGGUAACAUUGCCAUCGGCUGCGCCUCCCUCUUCGCCGUCCUGCAGAACGCGAGUGACCCAGCGGCCGCCGGGCUGGUUGGUCUGAGCAUCACGUACGCGCUGGAGGUGACGGGGACGCUCAACUGGUCCAUCCGCACCUUCACGCAGCUUGAGAGCUACAUGGUGGCUGCGGAGCGAGUGGAAGAGUACACGACGAUGGAGACGGAGGCGCCGGCAAUCGUCGACUCGUACAGAACGGCAGACUCGUGGCCCUCGGAGGGUAAGCUAUCGUUCGACAACGUGAAGCUGCGCUACCGUGAGGGGUUGGAGCCUGCGCUGAAGGGGAUCACUUUCGCCACAGAGGCGGGAGAGAAGGUGGGCAUCGUCGGGAGAACAGGUGCAGGCAAGUCAACGCUGGCUGUAGCACUCUUCCGCAUGGUGGAGAUCUUCGAAGGGACGAUCCUGCUGGAUGGAGUGGACAUCUCCAAGAUCGGGCUCGACGACCUGCGCAAGAACGUCUCCAUCAUCCCGCAAGACCCCGUGCUCUUCACCGGCACCAUCCGCAGCAACCUCGACCCCUUCUCCGAGUACUCCGACAGCUCCGUGGAUGACGCGCUUAGCAAGGUCCACAUGCUGGACUACGUUAGGAGCAAUGGAGGGCUCUUGCACGUUGUGCAGGAGGGAGGAAAGAACCUCAGCGUCGGACAGCGGCAGCUGCUCUGCAUGGCGAGGGCUCUGCUUCGCAACGCCAAGGUGAUCGUCAUGGACGAAGCGACUGCCAGUGUGGACAUGCAGACGGAUUCCUUCAUCCAAGAAACUAUCCGAGAGCAGUUCAAACACAGCACAGUUCUUACAAUCGCCCAUCGGCUUGACACCAUCAAGACGUGCGAUCGCGUUAUGGUGCUCGGGGAGGGUCGGGUUCUUGAGAUGGGCCAUCCGUCCACGCUGCAGAAGGACACGACCUCCAUCUUCUACAAGAUGACCUCCGACUCUGCUGCUGCCGCCGAGAUGCUGAGCUGAACAAGCUGAGACGGUGGCAAGGCAGAGGUAGGAGCGCGGGAAGAGGCAGGCGAGGGAGAAACAGGGGGAGGAAGUUUGCGACUCCGUUGCGAGAACAGAGUACAGGAGGAGCAAGUUUAAGUGUUGGGUAAUUACAAGAAGAUGGGAGAAAAUUAAAUCAUGUCGCAUGCA
Messenger RNA from Guillardia theta CCMP2712, 4185 nucleotides. RefSeq lists its product as hypothetical. Lineage: Eukaryota; Cryptophyceae; Pyrenomonadales; Geminigeraceae. Gene Ontology annotation, biological process: transmembrane transport. Gene Ontology annotation, molecular function: ABC-type transporter activity; ATP binding; ATP hydrolysis activity. The record is from RefSeq and is a predicted model, not a curated record. Gene Ontology annotation, cellular component: membrane. The transcript has 10 exons. Bases 1 to 4014 code for a protein of 1337 amino acids.